UAUCGAGGCAGUCUGUGGUUCUGGCCCAGUCAGACCUGGUAAGAAUUCCUGUCCAGGGACUGAUCAAAGUACCAGGAGUGAAUGGGGUCGCCAGCAACUGUAAGCAAGCCAAUGGCAUCUGCAACAAAAUCGCUAUCAACAAGUCCGCCACCAAACCAAUCGUGCCCGCGCCUACACAGACAGAAACUAAUACUUCCGAGAUCGACAUCAAGUUGCUAAAGCGCCAGCAGAGAAUGAUCAAGAAUCGUGAGUCAGCCUGCCAGUCCCGCAAAAAAAAGAAAGAAUACCUCCAGGGUCUGGAGAGCAAAUUGCGCGAGGCACUCAAUGAGAAUGAGAAGCUGAAAAGGGAGAACUCACUGCUGAAAAAGAAGCUAGACAGCAUCAUGUCAGAGAACACAGAAUUGAAAUUGGGCUCUGGUAAUCGUAAAGCAGUGUGUGUGAUGGUCUUUCUGCUCUUCGUUGCAUUCACUUUUGGACCUGCCAGUAUAACAGAGAAGAAGCCAGAUCUCUUCCAGAAACCAGAAGACAGUACGUAUGUCAAGAGGCACCUACUGGCUUUCAAAGAGGAACCAGGUACAGAGAGCAUGACAGAGGAAGCGACGAAAGAUUACACUCAGAGGGACAAAUUCAGGUAACAAGAAAAUUAAAGGAGAAAUUUUCAGU
Molecule: messenger RNA, 663 nt
Organism: Rhincodon typus (whale shark)
Lineage: Eukaryota; Metazoa; Chordata; Chondrichthyes; Orectolobiformes; Rhincodontidae
Product: cyclic AMP-dependent transcription factor ATF-6 beta-like
Exons: 4
Biological process (GO): regulation of transcription by RNA polymerase II; endoplasmic reticulum unfolded protein response
Cellular component (GO): nucleus
Molecular function (GO): RNA polymerase II cis-regulatory region sequence-specific DNA binding; DNA-binding transcription factor activity, RNA polymerase II-specific
Source: RefSeq, a predicted model, not a curated record